AGGAACACUUUCCACACUGUCUUCUUCCUUCACCGUUUUCGUGUUAGGGUUUUCAAAGUUGCAGCGAUUUCGCGCAUCCAACGAACUUCGACCAACGCGUCUUCAGUAACCAAGUCUCGAAAGAGAUCGCGAUUUCCGCAACGUUCCAUUACCCUAACUCGCGGAAUCAACAUCAUCGGGCGACACGUGGCAAUGGCUUACGUGGAUGAGGAUGGUUCUUCUGGCUCUGCUGAAGACAUGAAUAUGUUGGAUGGACAAAAGCGUAACCCUGUUGUUGUGCCGUCUGGCUCCGGCGGCCGGAAGCGGAGCCGGAAGGCGAACGGCGACGCCAUUGUGGAUGCCAUGCUAGAGAUUGCUGCUGCCUCAAAGAUGAGGGCCACUGCAAUUUUGAAGAAUGAGGAUAGGUUCUCCAUAAGCAAGUGCAUUAAGGUGUUGGAUGAGUUGCAAGGUGUUGAUGAACGGCUAUACUUUCUUGCUCUGGAUUUGUUUGAGAAUAACUUGUGUGCCCGUGAGAUUUUCAUCUCUCUCAAGGGUGAAAGGAGGUUGCCGUGGUUGCAGUGCAAGUUCAGUGUUCCCUCUGGUUGAAAUUGUUUUGAAAGUUCUUGGAUCAUGUUGUACAGUCAUGUAGGUUGAAGAGGAAAUGUGUAUAUAUUUUUAAUUUUGAGUGGUAAAUCCCCGUUCCCAUAGUUUAAAAAUUAUCGUUGGGGUUGCUGUUAUAUGCAUGACUGGGAAUUUGAAAUGCUUUCUGAAACUACGAAGCAGAUAUAUCAGAAUGACAUACAGUUUUUGCAGCAUUCGACUCUUUUGAGUUUAUCUUUGUAGAUACACCAAUCAGGAUGGAUGACAUUGACCUGAAAUUGCAUCAGAUGGGACUCAUUCUCCUUGCUAGCAGCAGCAGCUGGAAUGAAAUGAGUUUCAUCUGAUCCAAACAGGGCCAUGGUUGGGAAGGCUCUGUAACAGACGUACGAUUGCUAAGGUUGUUCUUGGUUGUUAGUACUAUAUAUGUUGUUUAGACUCAUUAUCUGUUUCCACUUAUUUAUUUCAUUGGAUUGAAUUUAUUUUA
Cajanus cajan (pigeon pea) is the source of this 1063-nucleotide messenger RNA. RefSeq lists its product as uncharacterized. NCBI's taxonomy places the organism in Eukaryota, Viridiplantae, Streptophyta, Magnoliopsida, Fabales, Fabaceae. The record is from RefSeq and is a predicted model, not a curated record.